Oxyura jamaicensis (ruddy duck) is the source of this 3414-nucleotide messenger RNA. It is a transcript of the gene HOOK3, whose product is annotated as hook microtubule tethering protein 3. The transcript has 24 exons. Lineage: Eukaryota; Metazoa; Chordata; Aves; Anseriformes; Anatidae. The record is from RefSeq and is a predicted model, not a curated record. Gene Ontology annotation, cellular component: cytoplasm; centrosome. Gene Ontology annotation, biological process: cytoplasmic microtubule organization; cytoskeleton-dependent intracellular transport. Gene Ontology annotation, molecular function: microtubule binding; dynein light intermediate chain binding. Bases 158 to 2395 code for a protein of 745 amino acids.
CACCCUCCCCGUCAGGCGGCUCUGACGUGUCUGCGCCGCGGCGCGGCCCGGCCCGGCCCGGGACAGGAGCGGACAGGGCGGGGCGGGAGGGCUGAGGGAGGGAGGGAGGGGGCCGCCGCCGCCGCCGCCGUUGGAACCGACCGGGCCGCGCCCCGCCAUGUUCAACGUGGAGAGCCUGGAGCGGGCGGAGCUGGGCGAGAGCCUCCUCACCUGGAUCCAGACAUUUAACGUCGAGGCACCAUGCCAGACUGUGGAAGAUUUAACGAGUGGGGUUGUGAUGGCCCAGGUUCUUCAAAAAAUAGAUCCAGCUUACUUUGAUGAAAACUGGCUAAACAGGAUCAAAACAGAAGUAGGAGAUAAUUGGAGGCUAAAGGUAAGCAACCUGAAGAAAAUUUUAAAAGGGAUACUGGAUUACAACCAUGAGAUUCUGGGGCAACAGAUUAAUGACUUCACGCUUCCUGAUGUUAACCUGAUUGGAGAGCAUGCUGAUGCUGCGGAACUUGGAAGAAUGCUUCAGCUUAUUUUGGGAUGUGCUGUGAACUGUGAACAGAAGCAAGAGUAUAUCCAAACCAUAAUGAUGAUGGAAGAAUCGGUUCAACAUGUUGUCAUGACAGCCAUUCAGGAGUUGAUGAGUAAAGAGUCUCCCGUCUCUGUUGGAAAUGAUGCUUACGUUGACCUUGAUCGACAGCUGAAGAAAACUACGGAAGAAUUGAACGAAGCACUGGCAACAAAAGAAGAAAUUGCCCAAAGAUGUCACGAGUUAGAUAUGCAGGUUGCAGCCCUUCAGGAGGAGAAGAGCAGCUUGCUUGCCGAGAACCAGAUUUUGAUGGAACGUUUGAAUCAAUCUGAUUCUAUCGAAGAUCCCAACAGCCCUGCAGGUCGUAGGCACUUGCAGCUGCAGACACAGCUGGAACAACUCCAAGAGGAAACAUUCAGAUUAGAAGCUGCCAAAGAUGACUACAGAAUACGCUGUGAAGAACUAGAAAAGGAGAUUGCUGAAUUGAGACAACAGACAGAAGAACUUACUACAUUAGCAGAAGAGGCUCAGUCUCUGAAGGAUGAGAUAGAUGUACUCAGGCAUUCUUCUGAUAAAGUGGCCAAGUUAGAAAGCCAGGUGGAGUCAUACAAAAAGAAAUUAGAAGACUUGGGUGAUUUGCGGCGGCAAGUGAAACUCUUAGAAGAGAAGAAUACAAUGUACAUGCAAAAUACUGUGAGCCUGGAAGAAGAACUAAGGAAGGCCAAUGCAGCACGCAGUCAGCUGGAGACGUACAAGAGACAGGCAGUUGAACUACAGAACAGGUUAUCUGAAGAAUCCAAGAAAGCUGAUAAAUUAGAUUAUGAAUGCAAACGGCUGAAAGAAAAAGUAGACAGCCUCCAAAAAGAAAAAGAUAGAUUAAGAACAGAAAGAGAUUCUUUGAAAGAAACUAUUGAAGAGCUCAGGUGUGUACAAGCACAGGAGGGUCAACUCACCACUACAGGAUUGAUGCCCCUAGGAACACAAGAACCUUCAGACAGUUUAGCAGCAGAAAUUGUUACUCCUGAAAUAAAGGAGAAACUCAUUCGCCUUCAGCAUGAGAACAAGAUUUUAAAGUUGAACCAAGAAGGUUCUGACAAUGAAAAGAUUGCCUUGUUGCAGAGCCUUCUGGAUGAUGCAAACUUACGGAAGAAUGAAUUGGAGACAGAGAACAGAUUGGUAAAUCAAAGACUCCUGGAAGUGCAAUCCCAGGUUGAAGAACUACAAAAAUCUUUGCAGGAUCAAGGUUCGAAAGCUGAAGAUGCUAUUUCAAUUCUUCUGAAAAAGAAACUUGAAGAACAUCUUGAGAAACUCCAUGAAGCUAAUAACGAGUUACAGAAGAAACGAGCUAUCAUUGAGGAUUUGGAACCAAGAUGCAAUAACAGUUCACUCAAAAUUGAAGAGUUACAAGAAGCCUUACGGAAAAAAGAGGAGGAAAUGAAGCAAAUGGAAGAGCGUUACAAAAAGUAUUUGGAAAAGGCCAAAAGCGUCAUCCGCACCUUAGACCCUAAGCAAAACCAGGGUGCAGCUCCCGAGAUUCAGGCUUUGAAAAAUCAGUUGCAGGAACGAGAUAGAAUGUUUCAUUCAUUGGAGAAAGAAUAUGAAAAAACAAAAAGUCAAAGGGAAAUGGAGGAGAAAUUUAUUGUUAGUGCCUGGUAUAAUAUGGGAAUGACUCUGCAUAAAAAAGCAGCAGAAGACAGACUAGCUAGCACAGGCUCAGGACAGUCCUUCCUGGCUAGACAAAGGCAAGCCACGAGCACAAGGAGAUCGUACCCUGGUCACGUCCAGCCAGCAACUGCAAGUCAUUUGAAGAACUCUUUACUGCUUGCUGUGUGUGAACAGGAGCAAAUAAGCGAAUUUGAUGUUCUCGCUCGAGAGUAGAGCGUUUUAUGUCACCCAGAAAACUCCAUUGUGUCACACUGAAAACUACAUUUUUACUCUAAUCUCACUGCCUUUGUCUGUUAUCAAACUGCCAAAGCCUACUUGUGAAAGAAAGGAACACCAGCACCUUAAUGGGAGGGUUUCCUCUUAAAUUUAUUUAAUAUUUUCAUUUACUGUUGCUAUUAGUUGCAUAUCUAAAAUCACUUGAAUGCAAUCUGCACACUAGAAUAAAACUGCUUGCUUUAAUUAUUGUAACAUUUACUAUUUUGCCUCCAAAGUUCUGAUGACAGACAAAUGCCACUGAUUGUUGGGAGAUGUACAAAUGCUGAUUAGAAGCUUUGUCUUUAGGUUUUCUCAGUCGUGGCUUAUCUCCCCUCCUCUUUCUGGUUGUUGAUUUUUUAUUUUCUGUUCUGUAGGUUCUUCUCUUUCUGUUUGGACUUUCCGUUUUCCCAUAAGACAAGACACUGAAGCGUGUAUUCAACAGAAGCUCAGAGCUUCUGUUGAAUAUAAAAAUCUAAAAAUGUAUUGCAGUCUUAUACAUCUAAAGGGCAUCUCUCUCUAUCCAGUUCCAAGAAGACAUUUUUUUUGACUUCUGUGGUAGCCAACAAAAUGGUAGUCAACUAAAUUUAAUUUUGUCAUUUAGCAUUUUCCUUUGAUUAUCUGUUGCAUACAGCAAUUCUUUUUAGUGCGGUUGGCUCUGAAGAAAUCUCGGUUGUUUUGGAAGUAGCAGCUAUUAAAAAACAAGGGCUGAGAGUGUGACAUGAGGUAAUAAGCACCUGUACAGAGCUAGCCAUGAAUGCUGUCUCUUCUUUGUAUCUUCAGUAAAAGAAUACAGCAAAAAAAAAGCCCUGUAAAACAGAAUUCUCUUAGUACAAUACAUACUUCAAAGAAACUUCUAGGAAGACUUUUUUGGAGGCAACAAAGGCUAUUGACAUCAAAACUGUAGUGACAAUUGCUAAAUUGUAGGCUGUCGUGAUACACUACAGGAAAAAAAAAAAGCCUGCAGACUGGUCUUAAAG